CUUGACUCCGAUGUGGUGACAUUCUUUUUUGAUGAGAGCAAAACUCGCUGUGAUACGUGAUAUCUCCUUUUCUCUUUCCCUCUGUCUCUCCCAGCUUCCAGCUUGGUCCUUGUAAAUAGUCGCCCUGCUAUCAAUCUGCGCCUUCUGCCGUGUUUCGUUACUGGCGUCGACUUUGACGCCCUCGCAACUGUGCAGUGUAUUUUUGGGAGCUCUUGUACCUACAUCUCGAUCAUCCCAGACGAAGCGCCUAUAGCAACACAUCUUCGGCUCCAGGGGACAGCAAAGUAAGGGAGCUUGGAGAUCCGGGAGCUCUGACAGUACCAUUGAAUACUCCUAAACUCAUCACUUGCCACCGACGCGAAUCGGCAUCAUUAUAGUUGCCCGUGCUCUGUGGGCCAUUAUCAUCAUGUCCGAUACCGAAGGCUUCGAGGUCGUCCAGCACGACGAGUCCAUCCUCUCGGGUGAGGAGACGGCCAAUGCAUCGCCUAAGACUGCGACAAAGUCGCCCGCCUCAUCCACGAAAACCGCAGGUUCAACACCCGUCAAGAGACCGAGCGCUACGACAUCCACCACUCGUCGGCCUGGCGCUACCGGCGCCACCGCGACUAAGACAGCUACAAGUGCCGCGGCACGAGCUGGAAGCACCCUCAACAAGCCGCCCACACGUCCUCCGACGGGAUCAACUGUCAGGAAACCCGCAGUCGCUACAUCGACCACAACACAUAGGUCACAGCCCUCUGUAUCAGAGGAUGACAAGAAGAGACCAACUAUGACCUCCGCUGCACGACGUUCCUCAGUUGUUCCGGGUGGACUAACCUCGUCACCAUCUAAAACAGCUACAAGACCUACCACAGCGUCUACUACGUCUACAGCCAGGAAACCUGGUAGUGCGACAAGCAGUGUUACGCCUCGAACUACAGUGACUCGGACGGCAGCCCCCACUGGCACUGCCAAUUCUCGCGCAGCUGCAACUACAACUUCGACUAGGAGGACGAGCGCCACUGGUGUUGUCUCCGAUGCGAAAAAACGCCUUUCAUCGGUAACUGGUUCUCCUAUCGGUUCGACAACGGCUAGGCAUGCCUCACGUCCUUCAACUUCUAGCUCAGGAACAGUUACAAAAGAGGUCGAUGAGCUGAAAACGAAAUUAGCAGAGAAAGAAACCGAGGUUGGUGCUCUAAAGGAGCAGGUAUCCGCAUCUGAGGAGAAGAUAGCCGAGCUGGAAGCCAAGAUCAGCGCCGGGGCUGACAGCGUGCAAGAUGCACAGGAAACUGUUCAACAAGGUCAAGAAGAGCUUCUAGAGAGCCUGAAAGCUACCCAUGCGACUGAGAAAGAGGCACUUAAUACACAAGUCUCUGAAGCUCUUGCAAAAUUAAAGACUGCAGAGGAAGAGCUCGACGCACAUAAAGCUCAGCUGACUGAAUUGUCAAGCACCCAGGAUGCGAAGGAUACCUCAAUUGGUGAACUACAGGCUAAACUCGAAUCUCUUGAGCUCGGUAAAGAUGCUAGCUCUAAGGAUCUGGAAACGGCAUUGGCUCAGGCUGCAGAGGAACAUGCUGCUAAAAUAGAGAGUCUACAAAAAACCUUAGAGGAGCAGCAGCAGUCUAUUGAAGCCCUAAAAGCAGCACACGCUACUGAGCUUGAGCAGGGAAAAGCGUCUUCCAGCGAUUAUGAAAAGGCACUUGAGGAUUUGAAAGUCGCGAACGAAGCCCUCCAAAGCCAAAUUGAUGAGCUGAACUCAUCAAGAGAAAAUACAGAGACAGCCGACACUUCUAAGAUUUCCACUCUAGAGGCAGAACUCGCGGCACUGAAAGCGAGUUCAGAACAAGACAAGGUAGCCCUUGCCGAGGCCCAGGCUGAAGUCGAAGAAUUGAAGACAAAAUUGGCGGAAUCUGUGGCUCUUGCCGAUGCUACGAAAGAGGAACUGGCCGCGUUCAAGUCAGACUUCACGAACAUGCAGCAAGAACUUGCCCAAGCUAAGACCGAUGUGUCGUCCAGCUCUGCCCUCGCAGACCAAAUCAAAGAAAUGGAAGAAAGAUAUGAAAAAUUAAAACAGGAACACAAAACUUCUAUGGAGACACACGAGAAUCAGUUGAGACUAGUAUCCAAAGAUUAUGAAGAUGAGAUUGAGAGUCUCAAAGGUGAUGCAUUUUUCAAACGCCAGUUCCAUGUCCUUGAGGAAGAGCACACGGAGCUCCAAACAAAAUUCGACGAACUGACUGGCACUCACAAGGACGCAAGCAAGGCACACACUGAAGAGCUAGAAGCUAUCAAAGUUGAACAUGUAGCAGCUGUCAACGCCUUGACAGAGAAAGAAGAAGAGCAUCAGCGAGCUCUAGACGCCCUGCAGGCUAACCAUGCCAUGGAGCUGGAGAGUGCCAAGAGCGGUGUUUCUGCUGAUCAAGCCUCUCACCUUGAGGCGCUUGAGGCACUCAAGGCUAGCCAUGCAAAACAAAUUGAGAUCACUAAGGCUGAGAGUGAUGCCACUUUGUCUGCUGAGCUAGAAGCCUUGAGAGCGGCUCAUGCCCAAGAUCUAGAGCGUCAAAUCGAGUCGUUGAAAGUAGCACAUGCUGAUGAAAUCAAAGGCAAAAGUGAAGAGUCAGAAGCGCUGAAAGCAACCCACGCGGAAGAGAUCAUAGCUCGAGCAGAAGCUUUAAAGGCAGACCAUGCGGAUGUGGUGGCCGCUCAGAAAGCGGAGGCCGAAACAGCUAUCGCGGAACUAAAGGCUGCUCACGCUCAAGAGCUCUUAAACAAGCAAGCAGAUGACGGCGCUGUGAAGACUCAACUAGAGGCCAUGAAGCAAGCGGUUGAGGAUGCACAGGCGGAACUCGGAAAAGCGAGAGAAGUCCAUUCAGCCAAUGUCGAGGCCCUUAAAAAGGAAAGUGAUGAUGCGCACUCGGCUGAGGUAGAGAAGUUAAUUACAAUGCAAUUGGAAGCUGUUGAAGCCGCCAAAAGUGAUGCAUUGACUUCACACAAGAGCGCCAUUGACGCACUCGAAGUCAAGCAUGCUCAGGUUAUUGAGGAACUGACAAAGAACCACGAAACUAACCUUUCGACCGAAAUCGAGAAAGUACUGGCCAUGCAGUCUGAGGCAGCAGAGGCGGCGAAGAACGAAGCAUCUUCUGCGCAGAAGCAAAUGGUCGAAGCGCUCGAAGCUCAGCAUGCAGCUGCCAUUGAAGCCCUUGCUAAGGAAUAUGAAAGCAAACUUGCUACUGCAACUUCAGCCACCACGCAGCACCAGGAUUCUAUUUCAGAUCUAGAAGCUUCUUUAGUUGCUACGAAGGAAGCUUUAGCAAAGGCCCAAUCCGAAGCCGAAGGCUUACAGGCGGAACUCGCCAAUGCUAAGUCGAAGAACGAUGAGUCUCUUUCGAAAGCACAGGAUGAAGCUGGAGAACUCCAUCAGCAGCUUGCAGAAGCUAAAAUGCAGAAUGUUGAACUAAUGGCUGAACUUGAUGCUGUCAAAAGCCAGAAGCCUGACACGUCUGUCGCCGAUGCCCUAAGAGCAGAACUGGAGGAAUUGAAGAAGACGCAUGCCGACGCGGUCUCUCAGUCGGAAGCUUCGUCAGCAAAGGUUGCGGAUGACUUGAAAACUCUGCACAAUGACCUCAAUGCUAAGAACAGCGAUGUGGAGUCUUUGAAGUCACAACUGGACGCCGCGAAAGAAGAUAUGCUCAUCGCACAGAAAGAUCUUGAAGCACAUCAGAAUGACACAGCAGCAAAGAUCAAGAGUCAAGAAGCGGAUUAUAAGGAUAUGUAUGAGAAUUUCACGAAUAUGGUUGAAGAGGAGCAAAAGAAGAGGGCAGCAGCGGAGAAAGAAGCCAGUGAUAUAAAAUCUAGAUUUGCAGAGAUGGAAGCACAACUCAAGGUCAAAGAUGCCGAGAUUACAGAGAUCAAGGCAAACGCCGCGGCAGCUCCAGGCAAAAAGGGACUUUCGGCCAGUCGGUUUGCUACUGAUGACGCCAACGGCACGGCGGACGAGGACGGUGCGGAAUCAGAAUCCUCAGGGGCUGCAGGUGAGGAGCCAGAUCAUUCAUCGGUAGCGAUAAGCGCGCUGGCUCAGGCUAAUCUUUCCCUCAACGGCCUCCAGUCUAUUGACAACGAUAUGAGGGACCGUAACCUACGCAUGCUCAAAUCUUUGACCGAUGCGAGGGAAGCCUCUUAAUGGAUGUAUUAUUUAACGACGAUGUUGGAGAUCUUUGUUGGUGUCAACUUGAGGAAUUCAGUUCAUCCCCUUCCAUUAGGCUUCAUCCUUUCUCUCUACACAACUCACUAUGGUUCAGCUCAUUGAAAAAUCAACUGUACUUGCGGCCAGCUUGUGUAUCGAUAUUCUCCUAGUUCCCCAGCUAACUAAGCUUGAGACUUACUCCUCAGGUGUGUGGUGGUUGUUAUGUGUGGGCUAUGUUGCUAGGCCAGGAGGUAAAUUGUGAGAUGCCAAAUUUUGGGAAUCAAUGUAUGUAGCGUACUUAGGCAAGGGAUUUGCUGAUCACUGCGGCUACUACCAAGAUCCGGUUGGAUACAUUGGUUUUGCUCCUUUUUUUGUCGAUAAUUGACGAUACCCACUUCUAGCUCUAUAUAAUUUGACACCUUGAUGCAUACCGUCUUAAACAAAUG
Messenger RNA from Xylaria bambusicola, 4608 nucleotides. RefSeq lists its product as uncharacterized. The record is from RefSeq and is a predicted model, not a curated record. The transcript has 5 exons. Lineage: Eukaryota; Fungi; Ascomycota; Sordariomycetes; Xylariales; Xylariaceae. The coding region runs from base 407 to 4159 and encodes 1250 amino acids.